Molecule: messenger RNA, 1086 nt
Organism: Closterium sp. Yama58-4
Lineage: Eukaryota; Viridiplantae; Streptophyta; Zygnematophyceae; Desmidiales; Closteriaceae
Source: the annotation of a GenBank genome assembly
AUGUGCAUCAUGUGGCGCAGUCAUCCCAUCGGUUCAUUCAACGUCCACCAUGCAUUCCUCACCUCACCCUCCCAUGCAGCGGAGCCAGAGAGGCAGCGCCUGGAGAGGGGUCUGCCGGGGUGCGUCCUUUAUGCGGACGACCGCCGCCUCACUGCAUCCUCGCUAAGAGCUGCUGGCAGUGACUCGUUUGAAGCACAUGGGCGCGAGUUCCCCUACUGGCUCGCCACCAAGCUCAUCAACCGGGCGUAUGCACAGCGCCAUGGGUAUCGCUUUGUGGAGAUGGGCGAGGCUGAUAAGGAGCCAGGCAGACACCCCUCCUGGUUCAAGGUGCGCUUCCUGCAGCGCCAGCUGGCGUGCUGCUGCGAGUGGGCGUUCUUCCUUGACUCAGACGCCUACUUCCGCAUGGACAACCACCGCCUCUCUGUCCAAAGCUGGGUGGAUCGACUCACUCUUCCCCACUACUUUGACUGGAUCACCCGUGAGUACAACAUCUCGUUGGCCAACCAGACCUGGUUCCCACGGCCCCCCUCCUCCAUCUUCUCGCACUCGCCGCCCGCCUGCCCCCCGUCACCCGUGAGGCCCGGGCAGGGUGGGGGAGAGGGCGGGGCAGGAGAGGGGGAGCACGAGGGAUGGGUAACGGGAGGGGAGGGGGAGAGCCGGGCGGCGGUGUGUGUGGUGGCGCCGCGGAACGACGAUGAGGCGUCGCGGAUGGCGGAGGGGCAGGCAGGGGCGCUGUUCAACAGCAGCAUGGAGUAUGUCAAUGCAGGGGUGACAUUGUGGCGCCGCUCCCCCCACUGCCUCAAGGUGAGACCUGAGACGUCUCAACACAUGGAGAGGGAGUGGGAGGGGGCGCUGUUCAACGGCAGCAUGGAGUAUGUCAAUGCAGGGGUCACUUUGUGGCGCCGCUCCCCCCACUGCCUCAAGGUGAGGUUUGAGACGUCUCAACACGUGGAAAGGAAUGCGGGGGGGAGGGGAGGCAGGCGGGGGCGCUGUUCAACAGCAGCAUGGAGUAUGUCAAUGCGGGGGUCACGCUCUGGAGGUGCUCCCCCCACUGCCUCAAGGUUGAUAGAAAUGGAGCUCAACUGA